Messenger RNA from Scleropages formosus (Asian bonytongue), 2620 nucleotides. RefSeq names its product butyrophilin subfamily 1 member A1-like. The transcript has 16 exons. Gene Ontology annotation, biological process: T cell receptor signaling pathway; regulation of cytokine production. Lineage: Eukaryota; Metazoa; Chordata; Actinopteri; Osteoglossiformes; Osteoglossidae. The coding region runs from base 338 to 1897 and encodes 519 amino acids. Gene Ontology annotation, cellular component: external side of plasma membrane. Gene Ontology annotation, molecular function: signaling receptor binding. The record is from RefSeq and is a predicted model, not a curated record.
AAGAGCAGAAAAGGUCUCUGGAACACAACAGAACUUUGGUAAGAAGAGAAGAUCAAGCAUGCAGGACUGUGGACUCCAGUGGUAAAAGAGGUCUCCAAGUGACUCACUAACAGACAUCCAGCUCUGCAAGGUGUGACUGAGUAAGAAACAGUGGAACAACAAACAGGACCCAAGUAAAACCAUCUGGCAGCGUUCAGCACUAUCAUACAGGUCCUCCUGUUCUCCUCUCCAUAGUGAAUCCCUGAUCUCCUGUGAAUUUUCUGGUGUUUCACUGUCACUCUGAGACACAUCCAGUUCUGCAAGAACACCUGUGAGAACCGCAGAGCACCAGGCUGUGAUGAACAUCAGUUGGUCCGAGUGUCUCUGUUUGAUCCUCCUGCUUCUUCAACUCACCACUGUCUCCACAUUGGAGAGUUUUGAGGUUCUUGGUCCAGCUCAUCCUGUAGUUGCUGUAGUUGGUGAAGAUGUUGUUCUGCCCUGUUACCUCAAACCCAACAUCAGUGCUGUGGACCUACAUGUCGAGUGGUUCAGAGUUCAGACCAAUAACCCUCUUGUACAUCUUUACCAAGAUCAUGAGGACAGAAAUGAGAAUCAGAUCCCAUCCUACAGGGGAAGGACAUCACUGUUCCCUGAGGAACUGAGGAACGGAAACACUUCAUUGAAAGUGAAAAAUGUGAAAGGAUCUGACAAUGGAAAGUAUAAAUGUCUUGUCCAGUCAGGGGAAUUUUUUGAUGAUUCUUCCAUUGAAGUUUAUAUUAAAGCUGUAGGAACCCAACCAGUGAUCUCCACUGAGGGAUAUAAAGAAGGAGGGAUCAGUCUGGUGUGUGAAUCUAAAGGCUGGUACCCUCAGCCUCAAGUGGUCUGGAUGGACAGUGAAGGACACAGUCUCCCUGCUGGACACACAGAGACACACACAGACAGUAUGGACCUCUUCACCGUGAGACGACGUGUUAUUGUACAGGAGACAGAGACCAACAGGUUCACCUGUCGAGUUCUACAGCAGCAGAUAAAUGAAAUGAAAGAGACAAUAACUAACAUCCCUGGUGAGAUGUUUCAUUGUGCCCAUCCCUGGAAGGUGAUCUUUGUUGUGGUCUUCACUCUGGCUGCUGUUUGUAUUAUUGGAUGCACAAUUUUGCUUCACCGUUUUGUAAAACGGCGGAAAAGGAGAGCUCAGCUCAAAGAACAGCAUGGUGAGCUCGAAGAACAACAUGGUGAGCUCAUGAAACGGGAUGGUCAGCUCAUGGAACAGGAUGGUGAGCUCCAAAGACAGUAUAAACUGAUCACCAGUCAACUGACUCUAGUAAACAUGCUCGUGAGAGCUGAACUUCUGAAGGCACAAAGAUACGCAGUUGAUGUGACUCUGGACCCUGAUACAGCACAUCCUGAACUCAUCCUGUCUGAGGACAGGAAACAAGUGAGAUGUGGAGACACAUGGCAGGAUCUCCCUUACAAACCAGAGAAGUUUACACACCUGGAAAGUGUGCUGGGAAAAGAGGGUUUUUCUUCAGGGAGACAUUACUGGGAGGUGCAGGUUGGGGACAAGACUGAGUGGACUUUAGGAGUGGUUAGAGAGUCCAUCAACAGGAAGGGAGAAAUUACACCGAAUCUUAAAAAUGGUUUCUGGGCUCUCAGUCUGUCCAGUGGGAAUGAAUUCGAGGUUCUCACUGAGCCCCCUCUGUCCUUCAACGUGAAUAUGAAGCCCCAGAAGGUGGGGGUGUAUGUGGACUAUGAGGAGGGUCAGGUCUCCUUUUACAGUGUGGAGGACAAGUCUCAUCUCUACACUUUCACUGGAUAUAAAUUCACUGAGAAACUCUAUCCGUUCUUCAGCCCAGGAUUCUGGUAUCGCAGUGAGAAUUUAGCCCCACUGAUAAUAUCUCCUGUCGGUGACACAGACUGAAGAAACUCAUUUUAGCUUUUAAUGUUGAGGUCAUGAUGCCAUAUUCUGAUUUAUUUUCCCAUCUCACCCUCAUUCAGGCUUUGCAAUUUCUCCACCUAAACACAUCUUUUGUACAUUGUGAUGCUUUUAAAUAAAUAUUGUUUAACAGCAAUUCUGUGUUUUAAAGUUCCAUCAUGUGGAAGUAAACAGAAUCAUGUCAUACAAAAUUCAAUGGUUUUCAAACAGAUCACAGCAUUAAAAUUAAUGAGUCUCUUCAUUAUUGUAACGACUCGUGUUACUGUUCUGAGCGGGAAGAGUUUUUAUUGUAAUUCAUUCAAUUUAGGUGACGUACGGGGAAUAUAAUGGGGUGAUUGCAGCCGCCUGGAAGGGAAAGCCUGGGGCGCUAAGCAGGUUGGGAAAGGUGACACAGGGAAAACAGGCAAACUCCACAUAGACUGAGCAGGGAUCAAACCCAUCUUCUCUCACACCACCCAGGCACUGUGAAACAGCAGCACUAUUUGCUGUGCCACUGAGCCACCCAGUACCAUAUACAGUACUGGUACCAAGGCACUGGGCUAUAUUGUAUAGACUGCAAUCAGUACUGAAAUAAAAAUUUUGCAAUGCCAACAUCCCGCUCUGUGUCUCAUUAAACAUGAUUAAGUUUAAGCUAUAUUUCCCAUGAGGGGAGCGUGGUGAUGCAGCAGAUUUGGCCGGUUCUUGCUCUCUGAUGGGUCUGGGGUUCCA